Messenger RNA from Protopterus annectens (West African lungfish), 3554 nucleotides. RefSeq names its product inter-alpha-trypsin inhibitor heavy chain 5 (gene ITIH5). Lineage: Eukaryota; Metazoa; Chordata; Ceratodontiformes; Protopteridae. Gene Ontology annotation, biological process: hyaluronan metabolic process. The record is from RefSeq and is a predicted model, not a curated record. The transcript is spliced from 15 exons. Gene Ontology annotation, molecular function: serine-type endopeptidase inhibitor activity. The coding region runs from base 225 to 3152 and encodes 975 amino acids.
ACACCCUUUGGGAUGAAAGAAACUGUGCAGAUCGUAGCAUCGCACUGCACAGUGUGCAAAGGCACCUACCCAUUCACUACUCAAGUUCCGUAGCUGGGAAUGAAGAGUUUCCAAGUGCAGGACAGGAUCCAAUAAAGCGACCACUGGCCAAGAACUGCCUACAUUAGGAUUCUUGCAACAAUCCUAAAAUCACUGAGUGCCACACCAUACAGAUCCUUUUCGAGAUGGAAAGGACACUUCUCUUGCUGUUUCUAGCGUGCCUGUCUUGGGGACAGAAAGUUGAGGAGAUACAAGACUAUGCAAGCGAUUUGGAUCUGUUUCCGUUCGACUUCCCGGAUUCGACUGGGGCCAGAGUUGCAAGACAAACUAACGUGCUGCAAAGGCUAGAAAUCAAGCCACACAUUACUGAAUUUACAGUGAAAUCCACCAUAAUCUCCCGUUACGCCUUCACUUCAGUUUCUUGCACAAUACUGAACAGAGCAUCUGAGAGCAGAGAAGCUGUGUUCCAACUGCAGCUUCCUUCAUCAGCUUUCAUCUCAAACUUUACAAUAAUUGUAGGUGAACAAGUUUAUCCUAGUCGAAUGAUUGCAAAGGAGAAGCGUCAUGGUGGAAACAAAAAGAAAAAUCAGAAAACAGAAACUGCAGAAAAUGCAGAAAGUGACAUGGACAUAUUCAGAGUUGCCACAAAGCUUCCUGGCAAGGACAAAGCCAUAUUCCUUUUAACAUAUGAGGAACUACUGCAAAGACGUUUAGGAUUCUAUGAAUAUGUUGUCAGUGUCCGACCACAGCAACUAGUUGGCAAAUUAUUUGUGGAAGUCAACCUACUAGAGCAGUCUGGAAUCAAACACCUGGAGGUAGCACCACUCCGAAAGGCUGGAAAUGGUGAUAAAGGCUCCCAGUCACCACCUGUAGCAACGAAGAUUGAUCAGACCAGAACGACAGCUAAAAUUGUGUUUAAGCCCAGUAUAGUCCAGCAAGCUAGUAUAGACCGCAAAGGAAUUCUGGGAGAUUUUAUUAUUCGAUAUGAUGUUAACAGGGAGCCAAGUGUUGGUGAUGUUCAGGCUAUGAAUGGAUUUUUUGUGCAUUAUUUUGCCCCUAAAGACCUCACCCCUGUUCCAAAGAAUGUAGUGUUUGUGAUUGACAACAGUGCAUCCAUGCUGGGACUGAAAAUUAAACAGACCAAAGAUGCCCUCUUCACUAUUUUGGGUGAUCUAAGAAAUGAGGACCAUUUUAACAUUGUUGGCUUCUCCAGCCGAAUAAAAGUCUGGCAGCAAGAUCGCCUGGUCCUAGCAACACCGAAUAAUAUAAAAGAUGCAAAGAAAUUUAUUCAUUUGAUGUCAACUUCAGGAGUAAACUCAGCAACCACCAGAAGUAACUGUCCUGAAGAUCUCCAUGACUGUACUAACAUGAAUGGAGGUAUCCAGACAGGUGCCAAGGUACUCACAGACUUCAUUGCUAAAAAUGUCAACUCUCCAAAAAGCAUAUCCCUCAUUAUAUUUAUUACUGAUGGUCGUCCAACUAUUGGAGAAACUAACUCCUCCAAAAUUGUAGCCAACACAAAGGAAGUUAAUAAGGGUCAGUUCUGUCUCUACAGUAUUGGAAUUGGAAAAGAUGUGGACUUCAAGCUGCUCGAGAGGCUUUCAGUUGAAAACUGCGGUGUGCUUUGGAAGAUUCCAGAAGAAGAAGAUGCAAGUCUUCUACUAAAGGGGUUCUAUGAUCAGAUAGGAACCCCAGUACUUUCCGACAUUGAAAUUGGAUAUUCAAAAAGGAGAGCAGCAUACACAACUCAAAAUGUAUAUGCCAACUAUUUCAAUGGCUCGGAGAUCGUUAUUGCUGGAAAACUGCUGAAUACAAGUAGUAGUGAUUUACAUGUUCAAGUCAGUGCAAGGACAAGUGAUAAAACUGUUUUACUGGAAACUGAUGUGCCUGUAAGUAAAAAUGGUGAUAUUCUGCAUAAAGAAAUCACAAGUGCUGAGGAAGGCAUUCAAGAAAAUGGAAAUUACAUUGAAAGACUUUGGGGUUAUUUGACCAUCAAAGAAUUACUCAAAACUCGUAUGAAAAGUAACAGUGUGAAAAAGAGGGAAGCCCUGACUGAUCAAGCAAAGAAUCUCUCUGUUGCGUACCAUUUCUUGACUCCAGUAACCACACUGAAGCUGGAGCAAGACAUGAAUGUACAGGAUCCUCUAACUGACAUUUCCCAUAAUCCUUCAGAUGAGAGCUUCAGGGAGCUGCCUCCAGUCUUGCAGGAGCAAAGCAGGGCCACAGGUUCUUCAUCCAAAACGAGAAAGAAGAUGAAGGUUUCUAUAUCUAAAACCUCAGUGGAUGGAGACCCUCACUUUGUUGUUGAUUUCCCCUUGAGCAAUAUAACUGUAUGUUUCAACAUUGAUGGUGAACCUGAUGACAUUCUGCGACUUGUUUCUGAUAACAAGCACUCUGGAGUAACGGUGAAUGGGAAGUUAAUAGGAGCUCCAGCACCUGUCAAUGGCCAUAAGAAACAAAGAACAUACUUCAGUGCCUUAACGAUUCUUGUCACUAAACCUGUCAGAGCAUACAUUGAAGCCACACCUUCUAGAGUCAUCCUGGACAGCAAAGACAGACUAGUGCUUCCUUGCGACAAGACAGCUACGGUAGAGAGCCAGGGGCUGUUGAUAACACUAAAUGCAAAUUCCAACAUAACUGUGACAAUCCAAGACACCAUCUCAUUUGUAAUCCUCUUUCAUCAGUACAAGAACCCAGCUCCAUUCCAAAGAAAUCAUCUGGGAUUUUACAUUGCCAACAGCAAAGGGUUAUCUGCCAACACACAUGGUUUGUUAGGGCAGUUCCUGUACACCAGUGUAAAGAUUGCUACUAGUCCUACUAGUACAAGUUCUAUGUUAUCACAACCAGAUCAGGAAGAACAGUACCUGCAAGCUCAUAAUGAAACAGCAAGUGCCAUGUUGAAGGUGAAAGGUCAUGUGAUACCUGUGAUGAAAAAACAAAGGAAGAUAAACAACGGGAAAGAGCAGGUGGACUGCUGGUUUGUGAAGAACAAUGCAGCCAGACUGAUUGACGGAGAAUACAAAGAUUACCUUGUUUCGCAUCCCUUUGACAGUGAGACACCUGCUUGGCUAACAAAUGAACUUAACGAGACAGUCAUGGACUCAGCAAAAUAAGACUAACGUGAAACAGGAUAUAAUAUUAAUGAAAAAUGUAUAUGUUUUUAAAGAACAUGAUUCUGGUCACUGUUCAUUGUUUAGCAGUUUACCAGGGUCUGGGUAAGGUGUUGCGAAUGGUGUUUGUUUUUAUUUAACGUCAGACGUUAACAUUCAUUUCAAAAAUUCCAGCAACACAGAAGUGGACAGAUUUCUGAAUACAGGGACUAUCACUGCUUCAUAAAAUGCAAUUGUAAAAUGAUGCAAGAUUUUUUUUGAAGGCACUCAGAACACAAUGUGUCACGCUUUUAACUGUUAUUUUAUGUAUUCAUUUAAUAAUGGAAUGUGUACCCCAACACACACACUUGUACAUAUUUGUCUGUACUGUACUAAUAAAACAAAGUAAACUAAUAACAUUGUAAA